Raphanus sativus (radish) is the source of this 1729-nucleotide messenger RNA. RefSeq lists its product as uncharacterized. NCBI's taxonomy places the organism in Eukaryota, Viridiplantae, Streptophyta, Magnoliopsida, Brassicales, Brassicaceae. The transcript has 3 exons. Bases 38 to 1729 code for a protein of 563 amino acids. The record is from RefSeq and is a predicted model, not a curated record.
UCUAGCUGACAUACCUGGCAUUUCACCUGAUCUGUGCAUGCAUAGAAUACACCUGGAAGAUGAAUCGAUGACUUCUGUAGAACAUCAGAGGAGGUUAAACCCAAAUCUAAAAGAUGUUGUAAAGAAAGAGAUAAUGAAACUUCUAGAAGCAGGUGUGAUCUAUGCGAUCUCUGAUAGUAAGUGGGUUAGUCAUGUGCAUGUAGUACCUAAGAAAGGUGGGAUCACUGUGGUAACCAAUGAAAAGAAUGAAUUGAUCCCUACUAGAACAGUCACUGGUCAUCGCAUGUGCAUUGAUUUUCGUAAGCUUAAUGCUGCGACUCGUAAGGAUCACUUCCCACUUCCUUUUAUUGAUCAAAUGCUUGAGAGAUUGGCUAACCACCCUUACUAUUGCUUUUUAGAUGGUUAUUCAGGUUUCUUUCAGAUUCCCAUCCACCCAGACGAUCAGGAGAAGACGACGUUCACAUGCCCUUAUGGAACAUAUGCAUACAGGAGGAUGCCAUUCGGCUUGUGCAAUGCUCCAGCGACCUUCCAACGCUUCAUGAUGUCGAUUUUUACUGAUCUGAUUGAAGACAUAAUGGAGGUUUUCAUGGCCGAUUUCAGCGUCUAUGGAAGCUCCUUUCAUGUCUGUUUGUCAAAUUUGUGCAGGGUGCUGAAGCGAUGCGAGGAGAAGCAUCUGGUGCUGAACUGGGAGAAAUGCCACUUCAUGGUCAGAGAUGGGAUUGUUCUGGGACACAAGAUAUCAGAGAAAGGCAUUGAGGUGGACAAGGCAAAGAUCGAGGUCAUGAUGAGUCUGCAACCACCAACUUCAGUGAAGGGAAUCAGGAGUUUCUUGGGACAUGCUGGUUUCUAUAGGAGGUUCAUCCAGGACUUCUCUAAGAUCGCGAGACCACUCACUCGGUUGCUCUGCAAGGAAGCUCAGUUUGCUUUUGACAGUGACUGCCUAGCCGCAUUUCACACGAUCAAGGGAGCUCUAGUCAGUAUGCCUCCAAAGAUGAGAAAUGCUAGAGCCGCCAAGAGCACAGCUUCUCCAGCCGUGAGAGCUCCACCUGGUUACCCAUGGCCGAACAAGAUUGAGGGCGAACCCAUCGACCUCAAUGAUCCGAUGCUCCUUGACUACAAUGUUGAGGGAUGGGACAAGGAGUCAGCGGGGAGAUACAACCGGCUCCUACUAGCGGAAAUCUUGCCCACGCGGUUCGCUCACCAGGAGACUCUAGCCGAUCUCGGCCUUGACACUGAGGUGUUCGAUACGAUGCAGGCUAUGGGACUCAUGCCUCUCUGUUUCCAAGCCCAGGUUCUCUACCCGGAUUUGGUUAGGCAAGUGCUCGCGACGUGCCAGAUCACUUAUUUGAACCCCAAUGAGCCUACAUACGUAAACUGCUUCUUCUCUUUCAUGGCUGAUGGCAAGUUCUGCUCCAUCUCCCUCAACGAUCUGAACGAGCUACUCGAGAUUGCGGACACGCCAAGGGGAGUUUCAGUGGAGAAGAAGUUCAAGCCGGCAGACACCUUUUGGGACCUCAUUGCAUCCGUCCUUCCUGCGUCCGGUGAUCCUUUCCUCUGUUACUCCGACGAACAUGUCUUCCUCCAACUUCCUGGUAAGAUAAUUGACGUCUCUUUUAACCUGAUUAAGAUGAUUCUUGUGAUGUUAUACUUGUCUGGUGAUCUGCUUUGUUUUCCCGGUUGUGAUACUCGUCUCCCUUCAGUUCUCCUUGGUGAUUAUCCUCCACCAUAG